UCGUCUUUGCAUUGCGUGCGUACUCUGUUGGUGUUUUAAGUGAAAAACCUUAUAAAAAUGGAAAACGGUUGGGAUUUAAUGGUGUCACGAAUCGUCCGUGUGUACAACCUUGCGAAUACUGUCCAGAAAUAUCAAGGAGAAGUGGAAACUGUGCGGAAAAUGCAAUCCAUUCCCGAGGUUAGGAAAGCUUGUCGUUCUUGGUUGAAAAAACUGCCGACCGUGCGUGGGAAUGACGAGGAAAAGUCACACCUGUAUCGGGAAAAUGGAAAUGAAAUUUUCCGCGGUCGAAAAAGUCCGCACGUAGCGCUUGAGGCGUACAGUAAGGCAAUUUUUGCCGCUCCGCAGGGAUCGGCCGCUCUUGCAAUGGCGCACGCGAACCGGGCACUGGUGUUGAUGAGUCUGAAGCGUUUCAAGGAAGCCUACGAAGAUUGUCAGUUGGCGCUGGAGGGUGCCUAUCCGGAGGAAAAUAAACUGCGAAUACGCUUUCGGCAGGCAGAAUGUGCUCUGAAUAUUCGGGACCGUGAUGGGCUGGAGAAGGCGCUGGACGAAAUUGGAAAGGUUUCCGAUGAACAGGAGUUGGCUCCCUUUGAGGUGGAGAGAUAUAAAAGACUGCAACAGCUUGCGGAAAUGAUUGCCAUAACAGAAAUACAACAGGAUAGUGUCGAUACGGAGCUCGUCUUGCCACAGCUUGAAGAGAAAUCAUCCGAAGAAGUUGGAAGGUAUAUGGUAGCGAAAGAAGACAUCAACAAAGAUUUGCCAAUAGUACAGGAAAAGGCAGCUUCAUUCGUCCCCGUGUACGACCCAAGGGGUCGUUCAGAGUUACCCCCUUUUGAUUGUCAGUAUUGUGGUGACGUAAAUGUCAUUCCUUUUCCAUGUUCUACUUGUGGAAGAGCCUGCUAUUGUAGUCGAGCCUGCCGCGAAGAACAUGUUCCUGUGCAUCAAUAUGAGUGUCCUGGGUAUAUGAAACACCUAUGGUAUCUUAUCGGAAUAGCCCACCUGGGAGUUCGAAGUUUUCUGGAUGGAUUUGAGAGUAGUAUGCAGAAAAUAAGCAAUAUAGAUGACUGUACACCCGAUGUGCUGUUCAACAAGUUUUUAGAAAUAUCGGAAGAGCAGCGGGAUAGUUAUCAGUACGGCAAGGUUUUUAGGCUCGUAACUAAUUUCGAGCGAAUGUCGUUAUCUGAUGUGAUCCAGUAUUCGUUGACUUCUUACAUGCUGGCGGUUUAUCUAAGCGAGUCGACGAAUUUCUUCAAAAAUCUAGGAGAUAAAACGUCUAUGAUGUCAAAGGAUGAUUGGAUACUCUACGCUGCCAGUGUUAUUUUUCGACAUAUUGGUCAAUUAGUCUGUAACGGACAUGCAGUUAGCGAAUUGCGUGGAGGCAUUGCUUCCGAAAAUAACUGUUUGGAAGCUGAUAGCUUCAACAUACGAGCUGGAUUUCUUCACCGUUAUUAUGAGAGCGCACGUGUGUUUACGGGAAUAUUUCCGCAAGUUAGCAUGUUCAAUCACUCAUGUGAACCGAAUAUUCGAAAUACUUUCAGCAAAAGUACACUAACAGUUUAUUCAGCGCGUGAUAUUAAAACAGGCGGAGAGAUAUUCAAUUGUUAUGGCCCAAAUUGUAGGCUGAUGAACAAAGCAGAACGCACUUCUGCGCUCCGACAGCAGUAUUGCUUUGAAUGUAGGUGUACUCGAUGUGCUUCGGGGAAAGAUGAUGCUUACGAGCAAUAUGAACAAUUCAAGUGCCCGUUUUCCAAAUGUUCGAAGUAUUUCUUGAUCAAGCAAAAUGUUGAUCCAUUCGAAAAAGACAUCAAAUGUCCUUUGUGUAAGCGAAUUAUCGACUGUUCUUGCUUCCAGCUCAUCGCCAGUGGAAUGUCCAGUGAGCAAGAAAGUUGCUACGAAGACUUCGAGGACGCAAUGAAUGCAUACAGCAAGUGCGCACUGGUGCUGUCUCAGUACCAUGAAACCAAGAUAACUCUUGCGCACAUGAUUUUCAUACAAUAUCUGCCAUUCUCUGGAUUGGACGAGAGAUGUUUGAAGGCGCUGAAAAAGCUAGCCCAAGAGUUUAUACACAUCCGCGAGCAUCGCUUCGGUAAAAUGAGUCCCGAAUAUGUUGUGGGGUGUUUUUACUUGAUGGAUCUACUGGUGAUCGAAUCCAAGUGCGAAGGGGAGUUCAUUAUGGAUCCAGAAUCGGCUGAAAUUAUGCAUGAUUUUAAAAAGGCUAUCGAAAUAUUCGGUAGUAAUACUAAGGGUAAGAUUCUGCAGUAUUUGGAAACUCACAUAAGUCAUUAAAUUGAAAAUUAGUAUUUCUUUUAUGUGGAAAAUGUAUUUUUUAAUGGCUACCAUUAGCGCAUCAUGUAAAAAUAUUUCAGUUAUGGUAGAUUUCAUUUCACACGAUUUUUAAGGUUGAAAACAAAAGCCAAAAAAUUUACUCGACGCAAAAUAAAUCAAUUUUUGUGUUUAGUUCAAUAUUGUAUUACGUGUAUAAUAGCGGAUUGAUUAGCUUAGUUUUGCUACAAACAAUACACGAUGUUGAAAACGAAGCACAGCGAAUAUAUUUCUAAUAGGAAUUAAAAUGCUCAUCAUAGUGUACUAUUUCUAAGGACGCUUGACUUAAGAUACUUGAAUGGCUUAAUGUACCUUAUUAAGGCUAGCAUAAUGAUAGGAACCGUUCAUUGUUACCUAUGUAGCAUAUAGUGGAAUAUAUCUUGUUUUAUUUUAUAUGCUAUAUAUAUAAUACAUAUCAUAAAUAUGUUUGUCCAUUUUGCAUGACAAAGCGUGACUGCUUCAAACAAAAAAUGACCGACAGGUACUAAAGACAACCAUACCAUGACUAGCUGCCAUCAAUAGUAGACAACUACUUUAUUUCAUUUCAUUACGUUGCAGUGUUUCUCGAAAUAAACCUAAAGGUAACCCUCUCGUUAUCCAAAGAAUCGUACUCUUUUAAUAAAGAAUGGUAGUAUACUAGGGCAAAAAAAGGCUAUAAUACUAGUGUUCAGUUCCU
This is a messenger RNA of Sabethes cyaneus, 2995 nucleotides long. It is a transcript of the gene Smyd4-1, whose product is annotated as SET and MYND domain-containing protein 4. Lineage: Eukaryota; Metazoa; Arthropoda; Insecta; Diptera; Culicidae. Gene Ontology annotation, molecular function: protein binding. Bases 58 to 2283 code for a protein of 741 amino acids. The record is from RefSeq and is a predicted model, not a curated record. The transcript has 8 exons.